UUAUGGCGAGAUACUUCUCCAUUUAGCGCCUCCAGCCGCGCCGCUCCCCGGGGAAACGCGAAACCGUAAUGGCCGCCGGCAGAAGUCUCACCUCGAGACUUUGCUCCCUCGUAAAAUCGAUUACACGCGGACAAACCGGCUGCAAAUGGAAGAACAGGGAAGCGUGGAGGUGAACCUAACUCCUGGGUAGGCUUUUUAAGGGAAUUCAUGGAUAUUAGGGGGUAUUCUAUCUACCUGGUCCGAGAAAAUUGGAAGUUCACCGGGUUCGGACUUGGUGCUUCUCUUUUCUCCAUAGUUCAGCGCUAGGAAAUAGAUCUUCGAGGGGAGAGAGGGACUCGGGAGGGGGAAAAGAGGGCUAUUAAUAGAAUAACGAUUCUUCUGAUGUAUUUAUUGGCUGUUGCAUUAACCGUUUACGAGAGAUUUCAUUAUUCGGUGGCGUGCUUCGAGGUAAGGGGACUCGUUGGCUGGGCAGUUUCUUAGAUCAAAAUCCUGGGAUGUAGAGGUUUAUUAGGUCACGGCGGGGUUUCUACGUUAUUUAAGGAAACGUCCGAGUGGUGGGAGUCACCGUGCAAGUUGCAUAGGCAUACGUAUUCACUCCGUGCAGGUCGACUGGUGAUAAGAAUGGACGCAUUCACGGGACCGAGUUUAAUCUCCUUGGUGCCCCUCGGGUCUCGUCGCGUUGUUAUAAAAGUAUGUUUCAUCCUAAGCAUGUAGUAAAAACCUAGUACAUACGCGGUCAAUGCGUAAUCAAGACUUAAGAUGAAAACAAUUCCAGAAGUUCUGCAAUAUCUUUUAACAAACUCUAGUUCUCAUAAAGCUGAGAUUAAUUUUUAGUGGUCUAACCCAUAUAAAUAAUGGCGAUACUCGAUAUACCUAGGACUUAAGUUUCAUAUUAUUAAUACUACCGAACCCUUAAUUUAAAAAAACUUAAAUAUCAAGGCCUUUGUGCUUGAAUUAUAAUAAAAACGAUUAUUUCAUACAUUUAUUAAGGAAAAUCCGAAGUCAAGCCGACCAGAACAGAGCACUACCGCCAUCUGUCGGAAACGCGUUGAACUCUAUCCAGAUAUGCCCCUUGAGUAUAUCCUCAGGAUUACAAGUUAAUUCCAGGAUACUCAUCCCCAAUCAUAUAUACAGACACCAGAUAUAUUAAAUAUUUAACGAACAUCCCCCAACUGAGGAAUUCUAUCCGCCGUAGAUCCCGUCUAAACAGAUUCUUCCCAUGACCGAAGUCGGUACGAUCACAUCUACGUCCCCUGACCCCCCCUCAUCAAUCUACCCCAAAUCCCAAAACGCAGCGAUCAUUCUUACCGACAGCCGCGCCCUGCAUCCCGCCGCGCGCACCGACAGCGUAGACGAGCUUCCCCCGCCGUCCGCCAGAAUCGCCGGGCGCGCGCGCAUCGCCUGUCCCUCGAGUCCGCAAGAUGGCGGCGGCACAGCGUCGUCGGUCGGCGUGAAGUUUCUCCUCUGGAAGACUCGGUAUCCUCCGAGGUUUCCCGUGUCACCGUCCCGAGUCUCUCGUCGGCCUCCGAGGUGGUGUCUUAUCUAAUCGACGGAGUAGAUUCGCGACCGCGCCGAGAACCGGGAGGGCGAGUCGAUCGCGGUAUCGCCGGGAGUGCGGAACGGGAGCUGUCGGGACUCGGCCUGGGUCAGAGGGGACCGUGCCGUUCCUGCCCGAUCGAAGGGGUCGCCGCGUCGAGUGCGCCAGCCGGAGAGGAGGAGAGAGCGCGGCGGCGGCGCGUGGGCGCGAGAGAGAGCCGACCGGACGCGCGAAGGAGGCCGAGCUGUGCGCGCGCGCGCCACUCCGAGAGAGACGCCCAGAGGAUACGCGAGAGGGUGCGCGCUAAGUGGGGAGUCGCGAACGUCCACUCGGCAGGGAGACCGACGCCGCGGCGUGUAAACAGAUCGUGCGCGCGCACGCACGAGAGGUCGCGCGAGCCGAUCGACGCGCACGCGACCGGGCCCAAAGACAGGUUAGGACCAGUCGCGCUUCGAGCUGAUCCCGCAGGAGGCGACCCUUUACCACGGAUUGGAAACCCUAGACCAUGUCCGCAUCCCACAAAUGACGGCGCCACGCUGCGGGGGAAAACUCGGCCUCGACUCGACGGCAGCCUAGGAGAAACGUAAGACGUAGUCAGUGACGUCAUGCAACGGAGGGUGGGUCACAGCAAUUAUGACGGCAAAAUUGCCGGUCUCUACGAUCUCGAGGAGACCUUAGGACGUGGACACUUCGCCGUGGUGAAGCUAGCUCGCCACGUCUUCACCGGGGAAAAGGUCGCUGUUAAGGUGAUCGAUAAGAGCAAGCUCGACGAGGUCUCUCGAGCUCAUCUCUUCCAGGAGGUGAGGUGCAUGAAGCUGGUGCAGCAUCCGAACGUGGUGCGUCUCUAUGAGGUGAUAGACACGCAGACGAAGCUGUACUUGAUCCUGGAGCUCGGCGAUGGAGGGGAUCUCUAUGAUUACAUCAUGCGACAUGAUAGCGGGCUCAGUGAGGAGGUGGCCAGGACGUACUUCCGACAGAUAGUACGAGCCAUAUCGUACUGCCAUCGGCUGCACGUGGUGCACAGGGACUUGAAACCUGAGAAUGUCGUCUUCUUCGAGAAGAUCGGCACCGUCAAGCUCACGGAUUUCGGGUUCAGCAAUAAAUUCUGUCCCGGUCAGAAACUGGAAACCUCCUGCGGCUCGUUGGCAUAUUCGGCACCGGAAAUCCUCCUUGGUGACAGCUACGAUGCUCCAGCUGUCGAUGUCUGGUCGUUGGGCGUGAUUCUCUACAUGCUGGUGUGUGGGCAAGCACCGUUCCAGGAGGCCAACGAUAGCGAGACCCUGACCAUGAUCAUGGACUGCAAGUAUUCGAUACCGGCUCAUGUCUCGGAUGGGUGCAAACGACUUAUCGCCCGAAUGCUGGUUAGGGAGCCCGAAGGUAGAGCGACCCUCGAGGAGAUAGCUUCGGAUCCUUGGUUGGCCAUGGGGUCCGACUCCGAUCCCGUGGAAGCUCUGCCUCUGGUCUCCCGUCAACAGGUAUCCGACGACCACCACAACCUGAUCAUCACCAAGAUGGUCAACGGGAACAUCGCCACGAAGGAGGAGAUCCUCGAUGCUCUCGAUAAAAACGAGUACAACCACGUAACUGCGACGUACUUCCUGCUGGCCGAGAGAAAACUACGAGCACAGCGGCAAGAACUCAUGCAAACGAAUCGGCCCGAGUUACUCGAGGUUCCUCCCAGUCAUCAGAACGACCACGCGACUACUGGUAUAUGUGGAGACCAGAAUACCCUGAACACCGUCAACCAGUCUCUCCUGGGAGUCCCAAGAACACCUGGAGAUGUACCGCAGAACGUUCGAUCGCGCAAGUGCAGCAUCGUCCAGGAGGAGGAGGACGAGGACGACAUGUCCUCUUGCUCGGGAAGGGACGAGCGUAGCAGCAAUUCCGCCUUGAGUUCGUUUAACCGUCGAGGUUCGCGGUCGGAGGGGAAACUUUCCCACGUCCUCCAGGAGAGGCUUUCUCAGCUCCCGGAGAAGCUCACCGCCCACAAGACGCCGGUCCACCACGGGCAUCCUCGUACCACUCCUCUGAACAUAGUCACGACGGUCUCACCAGCUCGCGACGACGUAUCGAAGGCAUACUCCUCUCCGAAGAGCAAAGAAGAGUCGUCCGGUCUCACGGCAGUGGGCAAGCCUCAAGACCUAGUGGGCAUCGACAAGGUCUUGGGGAUGGUCAGAGUCAGUCCGUGUGACGAGAACGUAAAGAACAGACUGGGAUCAGCAGGUCUAGGGCUAAAACAAAGCGCCUGGACGAAGAAAGUCGGCGGCAACCUGGAGUCGAGGCCGAAGUCUGUGACGGAGUGCAUGAAAACCGGACCGCUACCCUCGAACAAGUGGCGGAUGGGUGCUAAGCACCAAACGUCGAUCCCACCUCCGUCAGAGGUCGCGGCUUCCAAGACGGUCGCUAGCAAGCCUACACCUACGACCAUCAUCCUGACCGAGUCCUCGACCGUUUCGAUACCACUUAGGUCUAACAACACCAUCGGAGAGAACCAAAUGGCUCUGCCCAGGUACAAGACGAUGCCCUCCCCGACGAGCGCCACGUCCCCUCCGCAGAUAACUCUGAACGAGAUCCUGGAGGACGGGGACGCGUCCGAGAGGAGUACCCCUGAAAGUGCGGCAAAGUGCAGGGUGGUCCGACGUAUGGGGUACGAACAGAGGCGCAGCAAGUUCCACAAAACGAGGACCACCUCGUGCUCCAGCUCGGACGCGAGCGACGACGACAGCGAGGGGAGGAAGAAGAGGGCUCACAAAUUGGGGGGACCCGGGAAGCCACUGCCAGCUCGUCGGGACAGUCACGACGACUCCAGCGACUCGCAGGAUCCUGGAGGUAGCGGAGGUGGUGGUGGUAGCGGAAGGGCUGGGAACGGGGAAUACGCCAGGGGGACUGCGUCGACCGAUGCAGGGGAGACCGGGACAGGGGGCGGUAACAACGGGGGCACCACGACCACCACCACCACCACCACGACCACAACCACCGGUGGCACUCACAGGUGCACCGAUAAUCAGUCGGUUUCCUACGGCAGGCGACAUCGAGCCGGACGAAGAAGGGCUGGCGAGACCCGGCUCAGGGAAAGCCAAUCGUUGAACCGCAUCACCGAGGUGCAGGAGGCCGAGGCACCCUGCCACGUGCAAUCUCAGAGCCAGCAUUCCGAGCAACCGAGCACCCUCUCGUCGAUUUCUCGCCCGGUACCGGUGGUCAGCCAGUCGCAACAAGGGGCCAACGACAACGCUCUGUCCCAGUCGACGUCGUCGCCGGUGUCCCACACCUCCGCCACGGUGCAGAAGGCCAAGGGAUUCGGUGCCAGGCUGCUGCAGAGCUGGACCCUAGGUAAGUCCACCGCCAUCUCGGAGAGGAUCAUCACUGGCAACGCGGGUGGGGAUAAACGGGGCCAGAACGACUCCAAGAAGGACGACGACAAGAGGAAGAACGGGUACUGCUCCAAGGAACAGAAUGGAAUCGCAAGGAACGACGAUGGCCGCAGUGCGGUCAAUCGCUCGGAGUGCAAGAGCAAGAAGAUGAAGCUCCUCACGCGGUACUUCGCCGUCCACAAGAAGCUCUGCGUCCCUCUGCCUGGCCUCUUCGGGAAGGGCAAGCUGUACAAGGCCAGGUCCUGCGGGAACAUCGCCAGGGAUCGAGUCGCCCCUCCUUCACCUAAGUCCAUGCUAUUGUGUGCCGAUGACAAAUGGCGGGAGAGGCGUCAGUGGUGCGACGUCAAGCACCAGCAUCGCGGCAGCGAUGGGGACAUCAAUCAAAACCUUGGACUAGGCCACUUUGUCCAGGACAGUGUCAACAAGGCUUGCACAGGGCUCCCGGCCGUCUGUCACGUGCAUCUAGGAGAUGCUUCCAAAUGCUGCAGCCUCUGUUGAUAGUUUGCCCCCGCGCAGUUCGGCUCGGUACUUCCGGAGGUAUCUUGACGAAUUGUUGCGGCGCCCCUUCCAUGGCUGGACAUCGUUCCUCGCCCCUUGGCCGAAUUGGAGUGACCCAAGGACGAUGAUCUCGAUUCCCUGUCUCGUCCUAACUACUACUUUUAUCUCUGGAGUGCAAUAGAUAUGUCUAUUCGGUGGCUGGGGUAUCUCCAACGGAUCCGCCUACGCGCAUUCAAAGUUCUAGGCGAGAGAGAUAUCACGAUCUAAGGUCCGCAGGAAACGGUCUACCCGUUUUUGGGCUCACUCCAGUUCUCCGAUCACGGUUUUUCGGUGGUCCCCCUCAUCCGAAUAUCCAAAACUUUACCCACGUCGUGCUAUAUUAAGGACCCUCCUCGUCGUAGUCGCUACUGCGUCGUACAACACACUGCGAAACGGUGUAUCUAGUCCGUGUAUACAAACCUGUAUUAAAUAUUGCAGAGUUUAUCAUGAUCGUAUAUUAUUAUUAUUUUUACUUUUUAUUAUCACCGGUUGCAAUAAGAGUAGGUGACGAUCGUUAAUUUAAUGUAAAUAGGGGGAAGUGCCACGUGGGACGGCACGUGGGGAGGUGUUUUACGCCAUUGUUGACUUGGCAUCGACUUUUCGGGUCUCGGUGCCGUAUCUUUUUUUUUUUCUUUUUUUUCUUGUAACCUCCGGAUCGUGUCGACGAAGUCUCCCGGGAUAUUCGGUGCCCUCUUCCACGGGAAAUAUCGCAGGAAGAUCGAGUCCGGAUUAAUGUGGCUUCUUAGAGACUUUUCUUACUUACAUACGCGGUACGUGUAUGACCGAUUAACCGAAAGAGCGCGAGUCCGUUCCUCGAAAAAGUAUAUUGCUCAAAGCCCUUUGAUAAACUUUCUACUCUAUGGGAAAAGUAAUGUAUACAUGCCAAGUAACAUCUGAAUGUAUAUGUUCGGAUUUACGUGUAAUAUAUAGGGUCCCUCUUGUAUUAAUAUACGAGGCCUCAAGUCGCGCUUUACGUACACUUUAUCGAUACGGUACAUACUCCCGGACCUGCACCAAUACUACGAGGCUUCCUCUUAGGUAAUUGUAGUAUAUCCUGACUUUAUCGUGUAUACGAUGGUCACAUUACGCAUACGCGUAAUUAUCGUCAUAUGUAUGAGCACUUUGUAGCGGAGUGUGCGCCAGUGGUCAUGGAAAAGCCUCGGCUUCGAUGAGAAAGACCUUAAUGAGAACUUUUAAUUACCACUGUUGUAUCCAUGUAACGUAUGUACUCGACAUUCGGAUCGUAACGUUGCCCUAGGUCAUGCACAUUUUGUUAAAUCGCUCCUUUUUAUCUACAUUAUCGGAGAAUCUAGACCUGCGCUGCAGCCGAACUCGCGAGGCCGCUUCGUGAUAAACAAUUAGCGGAUUAAACAAUGGAAAACAUGAGCACGUGGCAUGUUUAACUUCCAGAAGACUAUAACGAAGACGCCGAUCCGGAGCUCGACAUGUUUUGUGACAUUGUUUAAAACAGGCAAGCCAAAGGUCUCUACCUCGGAGUCGCGACUCGUCAAUCCUCGUCCUUAAUUAAUUAUAUAUAUAUUUAUUUAUUAAUCCGGCAUGUCGCUUACGAGUCACGGGUAAUUAUAAUUAAAAGCGCCCAAGAGGGAGAGAGAAGUCAAGCCACGUCGAGUUCACAAAUAGACUUUACAUACGAUUGUAACAUCUCUGUACGUUGAUUUUAUAUCCUUACUUCGGUAUCUGAUUCUUAUGUCUUAUUGAAUUUAAUUACAAAUAGUAAUGACUUGCUGAAGGACGAGGCAAUUGAAGGGUCGGUACGUCGGGAGGGACGUGUAAACGCAACUGACUGUAUUUACAUGUGUAAGGCGCAUUAGUAAAUGUACACUAUAGAGCGUAAAUUAAUAAGUGCUCCGAGAAAGGCAGAAUCUUACUCUAGGAUUCGCGGACGUUUUUUCAUGAUCUUGCUUAACGAGACAUGUACUCGACAAUUCGACCUCACCAGCUACGGUCGCCAUGCAAUUGAGAAUGCCUUGAGAAUACUUAUUUUAUCCGCCUAUCCGGGAAUUCCAGUCUCCCGAAGGAAUCACCUCAUUCGACGAGCUUCUUGGGCGCCAUUUUGGUACCGGACGAAGCGCAAUAAUCGGAGACAAUUUAAUUUGUCCUCGUCCUCUCGGCGAUUCGCGUUUACGUAUAUGCACACGGUGGAAAUGUCGGUAAUACUCCUAGGCACCGAUUAUCUAGGUAACGAGGGAGUAACAUCUCGUAUUUUCAAUUGCAUAACGUAGCUAUGGCGUCGUUAUCGCUCCUGAUAACUCGGCGUCGUCGUCAGUCACUUGCAUAAUGCCGCUCAUCGAAUUACCCCUGCCCCUACUAAUACCGCGAUAAUUAAACUCUCGGGUAUCGAGAGCAUUACCAGCGCAGUAUAUAUAUAUACAUAUUAACGUAUAUAUAUACACAAGUAUAAUGUAAUUAAUAGUGGACAUUCGCGAAUCUACUUACGGAAUCGAUCGGCAGUCCUGGUCGGGAAAAUUUCGCGAUACGAAAACGCCGAUUUCUGCCGAAUCUCUGGGGAAUUCUUCGAGCCGCCGAUUAUAAUAUAUAAAUAUAUAUUAUAGAUAGAGAUGAAUUGCAUCGAUGCCGUUCGGGAUUUCGGAGCAAUCCCGUCAGGAAUCAGCAAUAUCGUAAAGGGUCGCGCAGCGUCCUCGUGAAUCCCUCGUUCUCUCGAACGUCUCCUGUAUUUCUCUUUUUUUUUUUUUCUUCCCUCUCUAUACAUCUUUUUUUACGUAUCCCUUCUCGUCGAACGAACGGAUUUUCCCUAAUUGUUCUCCGAUAUGUCCCCGAUGUCGGUAGAAAAAAAAAAAUGAAAAUGAAAGGCGGAAAUAAGUGACGCCUCCGUAGAAGGCGACGCGUUGAACUCUCCGUAAUUCGGUAUACGAAAAGGAUUUUUGCACCCGUUUUUACAUAUAUACAUAUAUGUAUAUCAUAUGUAUAUAUCCUUCACAAUAGCCCAAGGAUGUUUAUAUGUACCUACUGUCGAGAUGUACGAACCUACGUGUAUAUGUAACCGAGCCAGAAGUUUAUAGAGUAAUACAAGAUUUAUUUAUUAUAA
Messenger RNA from Orussus abietinus, 8512 nucleotides. It is a transcript of the gene Snrk, whose product is annotated as SNF-related serine/threonine-protein kinase. NCBI's taxonomy places the organism in Eukaryota, Metazoa, Arthropoda, Insecta, Hymenoptera, Orussidae. The transcript is spliced from 8 exons. Gene Ontology annotation, molecular function: protein serine/threonine kinase activity; tau-protein kinase activity; ATP binding. The record is from RefSeq and is a predicted model, not a curated record. The coding region runs from base 2143 to 5406 and encodes 1087 amino acids. Gene Ontology annotation, biological process: microtubule cytoskeleton organization; intracellular signal transduction; protein phosphorylation. Gene Ontology annotation, cellular component: cytoplasm.